Messenger RNA from Chenopodium quinoa (quinoa), 1611 nucleotides. Its product is annotated as protein FAR-RED IMPAIRED RESPONSE 1-like. Gene Ontology annotation, biological process: regulation of DNA-templated transcription. Lineage: Eukaryota; Viridiplantae; Streptophyta; Magnoliopsida; Caryophyllales; Amaranthaceae. Bases 1 to 1611 code for a protein of 536 amino acids. The transcript has 9 exons. The record is from RefSeq and is a predicted model, not a curated record. Gene Ontology annotation, molecular function: zinc ion binding.
AUGGCAUUUUGGAACAUGUCUGAAAGUGUAGAGCAUUGUUUUUCUUCUGUCACUACUGAAGAUAACAAUGUAAGAAUUUUCAAAACACCCACUCAGCCUUUGCUUCCUAAAAUAUAUUAUAAUUUAGGAGGUGAUAAAGACAAAGAAGGGUAUGUGACAAAUAACAAGAAAUUUGGUAAACAAGUUGAAGGUUCUUGUUUAAAGAGAAAGAAUGUGAAGAGAGUUGGUUGUCCUACUAUGAUAAAAUUUAGGUUUUGUACUGGUGGGAAGAUCAUGAAAGAACUUUGUGGUGGGUUUGAAAAUGUCAAGGGCAGUAAAAAUGAUUUCAAAAAUUUUUCUAGGGACUUAAAAGUUUAUAUCUCUAAUGCUGAUGGUAUGAUGCAUUUGACCCAUGUCUUUUGGGUUAAUGCUAUUGGUAGAAGAGAUUAUCAAUUAUUUGGGGACUCUUUAUCUUUUCAUUCUACCUAUGAUACAAAUAAAUAUUCAUUGGUUUUCUGUCCUUUUACUGGUGUUGAUAAUCACAAGAGAUGUGUUACAUUCUGUGCUGCUCUAUUAUCUAAAGAAGAUAUAAAUUCUUUUGUGUGGCUAUUUCAAACUUUUUUGAAGUGCAUGGGAAGAGAACCCUCUUGUAUUAUCAUUGAUCAAGAUUCUACAAUGGGUAUUGCCAUAGAAAAGCUAAGUGUAGUAGUUUGGAAUAGAGAAAUUGAUCCUUGUGUAUUUGUUGAUGAUUGGAAUAAUGGACUUAUUUAUGGGUGGUUUACUGCGUUCUACUUCUACACUGAAGGUGAAAACAGUUUCUUUUGUAAUUUUACAAACCCUCAUGUAACUUGUGUUGAAUUCUUUGUCCGUUAUGAAACUGCUCUUGAUGCUCAAAGGCAUGAACAUGAUGAGUUGAUCAGGCUUAAUAAACUUGAGCCUCAAUUGGUUACUCACUUACACUUGGAAAAGCACGCUGCUAUUUUUUAUACUCGUGCCAUAUUUAAUGAUUUUCAAGAAGAAUGUGAGGGAGCCUGUUUUUCAUGUGUUGUUGAAAGUUGUAGUUCUCUGUAUGGAGAUGGUGUGGGGUUUUCUAUUAUUGUUGAUAAUGAGAAAAGGAAAAAAUUUGAUGUAACUUUUGACUUGGCCACAUAUGAGUCAAGUUGUACUUGUAGAAUGUUUGAGAGUCAAGGCGUGUUAUGUAGACACAUUCUGUUUGUUAUGAAAGGCAAGUGUAUACGUGAAAUUCUCGAUCCUUAUAUCUUGAAUCGUUGGAGAAAAGAUGUUCUGAAGAAUGCUUCUGUCACAAAUGUUGCUCUGUAUGAUGCUUCUAAGUAUGAUAAGAAGAAGCAAUUGAUGAUAUCAAAGAAUAAUCCUGAAAAUGCACCUAGUUCAAAAGAGGUGAAAGAUGCUGAUAUUCAGGUUUUGGUUGGGUUAAAUGAAGUAGAUGUAAAUAUCUUGCCUCCAAAUCAGUGUCUUAACAAAGGUUCUGCCAAAAGUUCAAAGCGGUUGAAGAGUGUAAAAGAAGUAGCUACUGAACAAAAAUCCAAAAAGGGCAGAACCUGUAGAGCUUGUGGGCAAUCUGGUGUUUCCUAUGACAGUAGAAACUAUCCAAACAAGUAUUAUUAUACUUGA